This is a messenger RNA of Didymodactylos carnosus, 756 nucleotides long. The record is from the annotation of a GenBank genome assembly. NCBI's taxonomy places the organism in Eukaryota, Metazoa, Rotifera, Eurotatoria, Philodinida, Philodinidae.
AUGUCAUCUUCAGUCGUCUCCGAUUCUGAAGAACAACGUUAUGUAAUUAUUAAUUAUAUAUUUGAAUGCGCGGCAAAAUUGCGUUUAAGUAUAAUGACAACAGCUUCAGCAGCUGUGAUAUAUCAUAAAUCAGCGGCAUAUCUUGAAAAUACAAAUUUUGAUCAUCAUGUAACCACAACUUCAUUAUCAUUAGCAAGUAAAUAUGAAGAAGAACAUGUUAAAAUACGAGAUUUAAUCAAUGUUGCACACAGAACAUUACAUCCUAAUGAUUCUCAUUUACGUAUAUCUGAUGAAUAUCAUCGUCUUCGUAAUACACUUGUUGAAUGUGAAUUAUUUCUAAUACGAAUAUUAGGUUUUCAUUGUCAAUUUUCUCAUCCACACAAAUAUUUAUUACACUAUUUGGAUACUCUACAAAAUUGGAUAACAAAAGAUGAAUGGUUACGUGUACCAAAUUUAGUUGAUUUAUGUCUAUCAAUUUUACAAGAUACAUACUAUGAUUAUCAUUUAUGUGCAGCACCUUCUGAAAAAGAUAUUCAACCACAACAUCGAGCUUUAACAUGUAUCUAUCUAAUUCUUCAAACAUAUCAAAUUGAUAUACAAGGAAUUGAUGAAAAUGAUCAUACAGAAUGGAUGAAGGUAUUUAGUUCAUCAAUGACAAAUGACAUACUUCAAAAAAUCAUAUCACGAAUAAAUACAAUGUAUAAAAAUGUACAAAAAUCGUUAGAUAUUAAAACAGAUAUUAAACAGACAUCGUAG